GUGUGGUCGUUUACAUAUAUACGUACUAUAUUUGUGUAUGUAAACAAAUUGAGUUGCUUGAAAAGGCGGCAAUCGCGUUCGCCGAGGCCAAACAAAUCAUUUAUAAGAAACCCAACAUAAACUUUGUCGCUGAUUUACAAUUUGUGGGAAAGCAGCAGCGGCAGUAAAAUGUAUUUUCUUUUGGGGCAAAGACGUGUGCUCAAUAUUUACAGUAGUUCGACGUUGGGACUAGAAUGAUGAGUUCACGUGCCGGCGAAUCAUUAUAAGGUUACCUGUUGAGUUCAGCAGCUCGAAAGGAACACAUUCAAAAUUCGAAUUGGAUGCCCAGGCAGGAUUCACGCACAGUGUUGACAUUUUAAUUAAGAUAGAAACCAAUGAAUUGUUGUCGCAUACUCGAAAUUAAUGAGAGCAACAACAAUGGACUGAUGCGAACAGUUGUUGCCGAUGUCUGCCAAGAAAACAAAACGAAAACGACAAGAAAAGAAAAGAAAGAAGCCGCAGCAUGCAACAGCAUCAACAGCAGCAACAUCAACAGCCCAACAGCAACAUCAGCAUUUACGGCAACGGCAACAAAUUAUUUGCUAAAAUUGAGCAAUUUGUUAGUGCUGCGUUACGUAUACAUAGGUAGCAUUAAAAAUAAAGUACGAGCGAUCAGCCCAGCCAAAUGAAACGCACAUUGUGCUGUGCUCCGCCCAGAUUACAGCUAAUAGCUACCGAAAGUUGAAAAGAUGAACAAACGCGGCGUCAUCAUUGUGUGCAUCAUUGCCACGCUGCUGUGCAUUGUGCUCGGCGCCAACUUCUACUUCAUGUACUACCUGAACGCCGAGGAGGGUCAGCUGUCCAGUGUGCGGGCGCUGGAGAACAUGAUUCGCCAUAAGAUACGACACCUGAAGCCGGCCUAUUUAAAUCGCAAUCCGCGCUUUUUUAUGUUUCGCAACAAGCUACUGAAGAACUAUAAACUGGCAACAUAUGAAAACGCUAGCGUGCUCUGGGAAAUAGCCAAUUGGUGGCCGCAUGAGAACGAGAUUUAUCCGAUGCAUGACUCCUCAAUGGGUCAGUUGCUGAAAACGCUAAGAGACGAGCCUAUCACAAGGGUGAACAAUCUACCACGUGGCACACAGUUGAAGCUUCUAAUGCGCCUUAGUCAGCAACAGAAGAUUAUCUUCAAGCCUCAGUGGUAUCAACGUGACUUUGUUGUGGAGGGUGUGGUUUACAGCGGUAAGGAUCGACAUGCUGCCGAAGUAUAUGCCUUUUACCUGGGAGCUGUACUUGAUCUGCGAUGGACACCUAUUGUGGUGGGACGAGUGGUCAAUUUGAGGGAUGAGAUAUAUGCCAACGGGGAGCAAGAGCUUAAGAAUACCAUCAAAAUCGAAGUAGACGAGGAGGGCAAGGAAACGUAUUGCUUGUAUGGUAAAUGCCACUAUUGCAACGAGGAGGAGACUGUCUGCGGCGAUGACCAGCACAAUAUCGAGGGUGUAAUGAUCUUAAUAAUACCUGGGACAUUGGCGAAACGACGCUCGCCCUGGCAACGCACCUACAAGGAUGAAAAGAGAGCACCCUGGGAGGACGACAUGACCUACUGCAAAGCGCUCAAAAACAAAAUGGAAACAAUGCGCCUACUGGACCUUAUAGAUGUGGCCAUUUUUGAUUAUCUUAUACAAAAUGGAGAUCGUCAUCAUUAUGAAACACGAGAGGAGCGUGUAGUGCUAAUCGACAAUGGCAAAGCAUUUGGCAACCCCAACAAAGACCAUCUGGAUAUUCUCGCACCGCUUUAUCAGUGCUGUCUCAUACGAAAAUCGACUUGGGACCGCCUUCAAGUUUUUUCCGGCGGCGUGUUGACUGAAAUAGUGGAUCGCCUGUCCAAACAGGAUGCUCUCUAUCCGCUCAUUACGGACAAACACAAACGUGGCGUUGAACGACGAUUGCUUGUAGUCUUUGCCGUGGUGGAAUAUUGCAUGGACAAGGAGGGUGAUAAGAUGUUUAAAACGCUUUAGCUUAGUUUAAGUUAUUAUUGUUAUUAGUUUUAGUAAGGAGCUUGCUUGUAUCAAGAAUCGAAGGAUUCGUUAGCUAAUGGAGUAUCUAAUUAGAUUAAAGCAUUGACCAAUUAUUUUUAGAGAUAUUAUUAGAUCGUGUUUAAUGAGUUUGCUAUUACAAAAUUUCGAUAAUUGCAUUAUCCAUUGAGCUAUACGGUUUCAUUUUAUAGCACAAUCUUUAGCAACUAUUAGUUUUAUUAGUUUGGUUUGUAUUUGAUAAUAAGGAUAAAGAAUGAAUGAAAACAAAA
Molecule: messenger RNA, 2281 nt
Organism: Drosophila innubila
Lineage: Eukaryota; Metazoa; Arthropoda; Insecta; Diptera; Drosophilidae
Product: glycosaminoglycan xylosylkinase homolog
Exons: 4
Coding region: 729-1994 (421 amino acids)
Biological process (GO): protein phosphorylation
Cellular component (GO): Golgi apparatus
Molecular function (GO): phosphotransferase activity, alcohol group as acceptor
Source: RefSeq, a predicted model, not a curated record